AUGUUAGUUUUGCCUUCGCAGCAAAUACUGUCAACAUUUUUGAACCAGGUUAAUAUAAAGCCUGGUAUUAACAAUAAUGUCUUUGCUCAACUUAAAGCAAGAGCAAACGAAAUGAAGCCAGCAGACAAACUCUGCAUAUUAAUGUUUGAUGAAAUGUUACUAAAAGCUAACAUUACAUACGAAAGAAAAGAUUUGGUGGUAGGUUUUGUUAAUAAUGGACGCGAGACAAAACCUGAAUUUGCAGACCAUGCACAGGUUUUUAUGAUCAGGGGUCUCAUAAGGAAAUAUAAACAACCUGUUGCUUAUACAUUUGCACAUGCGGCCACUAAAGGCCCAGAGCUGUCUUUGCAAAUUAAAACAAUAUUUGAAAACUUGCAAGAAACUGGCUUCAAUGUAGUGGCUACAGUAUGUGACCAAGGCACUAAUAAUAGAAAUGCCUUAAAUCUUCUCCUAAAUGAAACCAGGGUACAUAUGCUUAAAAGUGGACAAGAAGUUAGAGAAGAGACGAAAUUAAUAAUAGAUAGAUAG
Molecule: messenger RNA, 528 nt
Organism: Parnassius mnemosyne (clouded apollo)
Lineage: Eukaryota; Metazoa; Arthropoda; Insecta; Lepidoptera; Papilionidae
Source: the annotation of a GenBank genome assembly